AUGGCAGCCAAUACGGAACCCCAGCUCGAAAAGAUCGAGAUGACUGCCCCAACCAAGAUCCCAUACUGGCGCUUGGUCUUUGACCAGGGUGUCGUUACACAGGAGAUUAUUGAUCACCCGUACCCCGGUGCAGGAACAGACGACGACCCAUUUGCCGUAACAUGGAUCCCCAAUGAUCCUCGCAAUCCCAUGAACUUUAGCGAGGCAAAGAAGUGGUCAUUUACCAUGCUUGUGGCUAUUGCUACGCUGGCUGUUGCCUUGGUUUCUUCGGCCUACACUGGCGGUAUUGAAGAGAUUAUGGCUGAUUUCGGUAUUGGACAAGAGUUGGCUACUCUUGGUGUUUCGCUUUUCGUCUUGGGCUUUGCGAUUGGUCCUUUGCUCUGGGCUCCGCUUAGUGAGCUGUUUGGUCGUCAGAUCCUAUUCGUUACGACCUAUGCUGCUCUCACAGCUUUCAAUGCUGGUGCUGCUGGUGCCCAGAAUAGCUGGACUCUUAUUAUCCUGAGAUUCUUUGCUGGUUCCUUUGGUUCUUCGCCUUUGACCAAUGCCGGUGGUGUCAUUGCUGAUAUGUUCCCCGCUAAGCAGCGUGGAGUCGCCAUGUCACUCUUUGCUGCUGCUCCGUUCUUGGGUCCAGUCCUGGGCCCGAUAAUUGGAGGCUUCCUCGGUAUGAAUGCUGGAUUCAGAUGGGUCCUUGGUUUCUUGGCUGCUUUCUCGGGCGCUGUCUGGAUUAUGGGCUCUCUGUUGAUCCCCGAGACCUAUGCGCCUGUUCUGUUGCGCCGCCGUGCCGAGAGACUCUCAAAGCUGUCUGGAAAGAUCUAUCGCAGCAAGAUCGAUAUUGACCAGGGCAAAGUCUCCCUGAAGAACUCCUUCAAGGUCUCGCUUUCUCGCCCUUGGAUCUUGCUGUUUCGCGAGCCUAUCGUCUUCCUCCUUUCUCUGUACAUGGCAAUCGUCUACGGUACCUUGUACAUGAUGUUUGCAGCCUUCCCUAUUGUGUACCAACAAUCACGCGGCUGGAACCAGGGAGUUAGCGGUCUCGCCUUCCUCGGAAUUAUGGUCGGCAUGUUGAUCGCAGUGGUCUAUACUCUCUGGGAUAACAAGCGCUACGUUAGAACCUCAGACAACCACAACGGCUUCGCACCCCCGGAAGCCCGUCUUCCACCUUGUUUAAUCGCCUCCAUCGCUAUCCCAAUCGGUCUCUUCUGGUUCGCCUGGACAAACUACACCUCAAUCCACUUCAUGGCCAGUAUCGCCGCAGGCGUCCCCUUCGGCUUCGGCAUGGUCCUCGUCUUCCUCGGAAUCAUGAACUACCUCAUCGAUGCCUACACCAUCUUCGCCGCCUCCGUCCUAGCCGCAAACUCCGUCCUGCGCUCCCUCUUUGGUGCUGCUUUCCCUCUCUUCACUACCUACAUGUACAAGAACCUUGGUAUCCACUGGGCAUCUUCGGUACCAGCCUUCCUCGCUCUCGCCUGUGUGCCUUUCCCAUUCCUCUUCUAUAAGUACGGCCCUGCAAUUCGUACCCGGUGCAAGUUCGCCGCCCAGUCCGAGGCUUUCAUGCGCAAGGUCCAGGAACAGGUUGAUACCACUCCCGUUGAAGAAGAGAAGGUUGAAUAUGAUCGCACUGAGGCGCCUGCUCCUGCUGGCUCUAUCUCCAGUGAGUCGGAGGAUGGCGUUGAACAGCUUCCUUCUGCGCAGCGCAUUCGCAGUCGUGCUCACUCUGUUGCGUCGACUCGUACUGCGGGCUCGUUGCACCGUUCGGUCACUUAUGAGGGUAACCCGUACGAUAUUGACCGUGUCAAUACUCGUGAGUCUUUCAAGAACUAG
Molecule: messenger RNA, 1818 nt
Organism: Penicillium antarcticum
Lineage: Eukaryota; Fungi; Ascomycota; Eurotiomycetes; Eurotiales; Aspergillaceae
Product: MFS transporter
Exons: 2
Coding region: 1-1818 (605 amino acids)
Biological process (GO): transmembrane transport
Molecular function (GO): transmembrane transporter activity
Source: RefSeq, a predicted model, not a curated record